UUCCCGGCUGCCUAUGUGGCUGUAGAAGAAUUAGUCCACCAGUUUUUGUCCUUUGUUUUCAUUAACAGCCACAAUGAAACGUAUUAUUUUGGCUGUGUUUUAUUUCUACGCUUUUGUUGAAGCGGACGAUGACUCCAGAUUGCCGAAUAAAUGUGAAGUGUGUAAAUUUCUGACUGUGGAGCUCCGGGAUGCCCUGCAGAGAAGCGGCCGCUCCAAAGAGGUCCUGGAGGUUGGAGAUGUGCUGGACACUGGCAUGCGAAGAAGAAAAAUCAAGUACAAUACCUCGGAAACACGCCUAAUGGAGGCUGUAGACAACAUAUGUGAGCGCAUCCUGCAGUAUAGCGUCCACGCAGAGCGGCCAGGCAGCCUCCGCUAUGCCAAGGGCUCCAGCCAGACCAUGACGACUCUGAAGAAUUUGGUCCACAAGGGGGUCAAAGUGGAUCUGGGUCUGCCGUACGAGCUGUGGGAUGAGCCCUCGCUGGAAGUGACUGACAUGAAAAAGCAGUGUGAGACCAUGUUGGAGCAGUACGAGGAAGUGGUGGAGGACUGGUACUUCCACCAUCAAGACCAUGAACUAGAGGACUUCCUGUGCAGGAGUCAUGUCCUGGGAGCGUCCGAAAGAGAAUGUCUCCAGGAGGUGUGGAAAGGAGCGGAGGAAGUGGCCAGCGACGGUAGAAAGAUGCACGACGCUGGCGAACUUUGACCCGCGCAACAACGAAACCGUGUUGAAAUCACAUCUGGACAUGUGUUUCGGGCAAGCUCCGCCUCCUGAGGCCUCCUGGCCGAGCUGGCGGUUACGCUUGAUUAGCCUUUGGUAGGAUGAUGUGUCCUCUCAACUAUUUCUCCUGCUUUCUGAUUCACUGUCUCAAAGGUGAAGCGAUGCAGCUUGUAUCUACUUCAUACACACAAAUGCAAUAUGUACAGUUUUUACAUCUUAAAUAACAUUUUUUACUCAUUUUU
Doryrhamphus excisus (bluestripe pipefish) is the source of this 960-nucleotide messenger RNA. RefSeq names its product canopy FGF signaling regulator 4 (gene cnpy4). The record is from RefSeq and is a predicted model, not a curated record. Lineage: Eukaryota; Metazoa; Chordata; Actinopteri; Syngnathiformes; Syngnathidae.